Molecule: messenger RNA, 4369 nt
Organism: Phymastichus coffea
Lineage: Eukaryota; Metazoa; Arthropoda; Insecta; Hymenoptera; Eulophidae
Product: zinc finger CCCH domain-containing protein 13-like
Cellular component (GO): extracellular region
Molecular function (GO): chitin binding
Source: RefSeq, a predicted model, not a curated record
CAGCCGAGACAGGAGAUCCAAUAUGCGGGAGAGGAGAUGGCUUCUACCUACUCUGUACGGUCUCCUACUGGCAGUGGCCGUCUCGGAUGCCAUCAAGGCCGCAAGACCAAAGUUCAAAAUAGCAACGUCAUCAACGACAUCGACGACAACAACAGAGGAACCGGCAGCAGCUGAAAGCUCUGACGACGAAGUCGAGGCUACGACAACAGCAGCCGACACAAAUGGAACGACGGGACACACGCUCACGGGGAUCCCUCAGAUCGAUUACAUAUGGGAUCCCAAUUUGCCGAGAGAGCUGAAUGGAUACAAUUUGAGUGAUUAUCCAUUCUACGCCAGUAUGCCAGAAGAUAUCGAUUUCAAAUGCGACGGUCUUCAUGAUGGAUUUUACGCGAGCGUACCGCACAAGUGUCAGGUCUACCAUCACUGCCUUUUCGGCACGCGUUACGACUUCCUCUGCGCGAACUUCACGGCCUUCGAUCAGAAGACCUUCAUCUGCCACUUCGUAUCGGAAGUCGACUGCGCGAAUUCGAAGAAGUACUGGCACAGAAACGAUGCUCUGUACAAGGCUGCGACAACGACAACGUCGUCGACAACAACCACAACUACGACGACCACGACGCAGGCGAGCGUGGAUAAACCAGUAGCCGGACGUGAAAGGGAGCGCGAUCGUGACGUGCCGCGAAGAAGGAGGCCGCCGCCAAGAAGGCCUGCCUACGAUUAUUACGACGAGGAUUACUAUGAGGAUGAUUACGAGAGGACUCGACCGAGAGGAUAUAAUCGUCGAGACUACGAUGACUACGACGACAGGAAGUACAGGAGGGACCGUGAAAGAGAUCGCGAUUACAGGCAUCGUGAUUUUCGAGACAGAGACAGAGAGAGAUUUUCGCCGAGAGGUAAUAGGAGAGAUCCAGCGAGAGCUCGGGAUCCAAUCGACGAUGAGCCGCCGAGAGCGAGAGUGAAGGAUCAGGACUCGUCGAGGACUAGAGAUAUGGAGGAACGCGUCAGGGAUGGAGAUGACAGGCGAUAUUCGGAUAAGAGAUUUAGGGAUGAAUACGAGGAGAAAGAGGCCGAGCCAAUCAGCAAUGGCAGCGGCGAGGGUUUGGUGAAGCCAGUCGCACCACCGUCCUCGGUGUACGCGCGACCGAGACCUCCACCGAAAAUACGUCGUCCCGUGCCUCUGUCGGAGAAAGAAAAAUACGCAUUCACCACGAGUAGCGCACUUAGCCUCGCCUCCGGUAUGUUAUUUCCAUGUGACGAUAGAGAACUGAGACGCCUAACUCGAGUUCAAUUGUUUUCUACUGCAGAAGAGCCUCGCAGAAGACCGCCAGGGGACGAAGUCGAGGAGCCUCACCGCAGGCCACUACUCAUCGACGAUCUGGACGAACCACGCAGAAGACCAGCAGCAGUGGAAAUCGACAGUUUGGAAGAACCGCGAAGGCGGCCAUCGAUCGACAGCCUGGAGGAGACGCAAUCACGUCGACGACCCGUCGAGAUCUUAGACGACGAUGACUAUUACGAAGAUGAGGUGGAAGAGGUACAGAGGCCUCGCUGGCAGAUGAGAGGCAGACCGAUGAGAGAGCGCGAUUUUCCCGAUAAGCGUUAUCGCGAUCGUCCCUACAGGCUUAGAUAUCGCGACGAGGAGGAGGAAGUGCGCCCACGGAAGCACCCGGAGCGAUCGAGGGAUCGAUUCUACGAGCGAGAACGAAGUCGCGACCGAUCUCUGGAUCGGCUGAAGGAUCGCGAUCGCGACAGGCCAUCCGUCUACCACGACAGGGAAAGCGAGCGCCCUCGAGCACCAUUGAGAUCGAAGGAGCUACAAGAGGUCAGCGAACUUGCACCCAAGCGCACAACUACUGAAAAAUUCAAUCCCGUUGCUACCACGCCGACGACUACCACGACCACAACUACGACUACAUCAACUGAAGAGCCGGAAAAACACAGUUUGAAUUCACAAACGGAAGAGAGACAGCAGAAGUUCAUUUUCCAGAAGAUGGAGGCACCGCAGCAGAAGUACCCCAGGCCGCAGGAGACGACCACGGAAAAGGAGCUGCCGGCCAAGUAUUGGAAACCAACGCAAAGGGCCGAGCGCGAAAGAGAAGAAACCAUCGAGGAUUAUCCAUCGGAGUACUACGAUGACGCAGAAGAACCUGCGAUAACUCCUGUACCACCGCCAAGGCCGACCGUUCGCGUGGUUAAGAGGCCAUUCUUGCCAUCCAGAGGUGGCAAUCCUAAUCCAAGAGGUCUGUCACCAGUUGGUUCCAAAGCAAUCACUUCUCCAAGACGAGACGAGAGUCCAAUAAAGCACUACAUCAAACUGCAGACCACCACGACUCCACCGUACUCGAAUGAAGACGAUGAGUCGAAGGAGAACUACCAUAACAAAAAUAGUUACAACUACGACAACAAGCACAAUUAUAACAGCUAUAAAACGAGCAAUAGUUACAAUACUCAACAGCCGGAAUAUGUUCCCAAACAAGCUCAAAUCAAUGAGAAUUAUGACGCACCGGCGACCAGGCCUGAAUUGCGCAGACCCGAAUCGGAGAUCCUCAAGAGACGACCGGAGAUACAAGAUGUGCCGAUUUCGCAGAAGCCUGUGGCAAGUUGGACAACGGAUUUCAUGAUGCCACAACAAAACGACAACCAAGAUGAACAACAUCAGGGUAUUGUGCGCCACCAACUGCAGAACGACAAUCGAAAUGUCUACGGCUCACAUUAUAAAUCUGACGAGCAACAAGACCAACUGUCGAUAAACAGUAAUUUCAAGAUCAAGCAAAAGAUCAACGAGGUUACUCAACGAAAUCUUCAAGACAUUCCCGAAAGCGAAUACGACGUUACACUGAACGAGGCUCUGACUCCAAAUCUGAGUCAAGAACCAAGCUUGCCAAGCGGAUUUGUUCUACCUUUGCACCGAGAGUUGGGAAGAGAUACCAUUCUACAACCAUCGGAAAACACUUACAAAUUCUCUAGACCAUUGAACCAGCAACAACACGAACAACAGAAACAACAACAGUCGACUUUUGUACCAAGCUCGCAAUUCGCACCGUCAUCAUCUAUCGCCCGGAGCUCCGAUCGGGGCAAAACAGUUUACUUCCGUACCCCGGAAACUAUUCAGAUUGGUGGAAAUCAGUACAGACAGCAGAGAGGACACUGGAAUGAUUAUUCUGGAUUUUGAAGGGUUGUCAUACCGAAGCUGUGAAACUUAUGAGAUUAAUUUUUUUUUUCGUAACUGUAUGCUCCACGAGCGUUUACUUUUUUAUAUGAGAAAUUGGUAAAUUUAAUAUUAAUAUCAAGACUUUUAUAGUCUGGAGAUGCUGAACUUGACCGAUUCGAGUAUAUUUUUAAAUAACAAAUCAUUGUAUGAUCCAUUGUGCACACGACCUCGAAGGCGUGUAUGAUUUUACAUCUAACAAAAUUCAAUGCGUUAUGAUAUUGUUUUCUUUUUUCUUUUUUUUUUUAACUCUUAAUAACAUACUUUAAGAGUAAAAGUACAUGUAUUUUUAUACAUAUUAAGUAACGAUAAGAUAAAUAGAAGAAGUAUCAUUAGUACGUUGAUGGAAUGAUAUGAUGUUGAAUAUUUAGUUUUUAUCAAAGUUCAUCUUUUCAAUACAAACUUUUUACUUUGACUUCAUAGAAAUUAUGCAGUACAGAUUGCUUAUAACCAAUUAAGAAUCAUUUGAUUAUGUUAGUAAUGUACUGUCAAUUCGUGAUAUUAUAAUCUGAUAAUAUACUCAAUGGAAAUAACUCGCGUAUCGAGUGGUUUGUAUCAAUGUUUUAUGGUGCAGAAUCAAUUACUUCUUAGAAUUUUCUCAAAAAAAUUUUCAAUCCUUAAAUAAACACUAAAAAUUAUGUUUAUAUUAUUCUUUAUGAAGUUUAUAAUACGUAUAUCAAAAAUGAUCUAUUGCGAUAAUAUAAAAUAUGUACAUGGAAAUCAAAUGAUUCUUACGCAUAUUUCAUAUUCUCGCAUGACGAAGAUAUAUUUGAUUUGUGGUUAAUAAAAUGAAUUUGCAAUUCAAAUGCAUAUUAGUAAAUAAAUAUGUUUUGUAAAUGCGAAAAUUAUUUGCGACUUUGUGCAAUACUCGAAAUAAUUCGUUUUUUUUAUUAAUUUAUGUAUACUAAUAAUUUUAAUUUAAAAUAAGAUAAUUAAGUUUAAAGAAAUUAUAAACUUUUGAUUUUUCGAAAAUCUCUGUAAAUACGACAGAACGUUCAAGACAGAAGUCAAAAUAAAAAUUCUUUUUCAAUUCAUCGCGGGAAAUAAGCCAUUUUUUGUUAUAAAAUUUCCGAUUCAAUGCGUUGCGCUAUUGUAGUGUUAUAUAAUUGUAACUAUCUUAUGAUUAUUUGAAGACAUUGAAUAGAUUUAAGUGUAUACUAA